UUUACAUUGCCGUUGCAGAUCUCCCAAUUCGCGAUCGCAAAACCGCCGUCGGCGCCAUGGCCAAAAAUGCGCGACCUUGGAGAACUACUAACUUGCGGAGCUGCUCAGAACCCUAACCUCAAAUAGUGCUGAAAUGUAUAGUUGUUUCAAGUAUAAGCCGUGAAUUAAAUUUUGAUCUUAUAACCUACCGAUUGUUUAUGAAAAUGGCACAGAACAAUUAUCUCAAGAAUUCGAAAAGAGGAUGCUGUGUUCCACAGUGCAAAGUUAAGGAUAACCUGAAUUUAAGUUUCCAUAGUUUUCCAUCCGAUUUAAUUUUACGGAACAAGUGGAUGAAAGCAUUGAAACUGAGAGGAAUUUACAAUGAAAACAUGAAAGUUUGCAGUCAACAUUUCUCUCUUGACGAUUAUAUAAAGCGGCAUGAUGGAUGCAUCCCGAAGAAUCGGAGAUUGAAAAAAAAUGUAAUCCCAUCAUUUAAUUUCCCGUCUUCAGCAUCAAGUUCAAACAGUCUUUGUGAUCAAGGAGAUCUGGUGUUUACAUCAAUUUCCUACGGAAAUUCUAAGAGAUAUCAAGGUCAAGAACAUGUGCGAGACCACAUGAUGCAUGAUGUCAGGGAGCUAGACGAAGAGACGAAUUGUAUUGGAGAGUCUGGGACUGUAUUGCCAGUAGCCAGUAGUGAUUUAAUGUUCGAAAGGGAUGCAACCUGGCAGACUUGUGUCAUGAAUGAGGAUGUAGCCGUGCAGGUGGACAUACAAAAACCAAAAAUGGAUUCAGCUAGUCAAGCAUGUGUCCUAACUUGCGUCGCAGCUGUCAGCACCAGCAUCGUCAAAGUAGAUGCAGGGGUUCAAGUAAAUCUUCUUGGAAUAAAAGCUAUUCAUAAAGAAACACAAACAAACAACGCAACAGUAGAUCAAUUCAUCGAAGGAGACGAGAAAGUGUUAAAUGCGUUCACUGGUCUAUCCACUUUCAGAAUCUUGGCUUUGUUAACCCUGUGUGUCACUCAAUUACGGAUGAGAGUUAAUCCAACUGUAAAUGACUGUCUUACCGUACGAGAAAAAAUCAUCCUCGUGUUUAUGAAAUUGAAAAUAAACUUAUCGUAUAUUGGGUUAUCGGCUAUAUUUAAGGUUUCACCAAAUACAUGUAAAAAUUAUUUCAUUAAUACGAUCAAUGAUUUAGCACACGUGUUAAAAACCGUUGUUAGAUGGCCCGAAAAAAAAGAAAUUUUACAAAAUCUCCCAAAGUGUUUCGAAGGGUACCGUAAAACUAGGGUAGUACUGGAUUGUACCGAAAUACCAAUUACUAAAUCUAAGUGUUUAAAAUGUCGAUUCCCAACUUAUUCGCAUUACAAAGGCAGACAGACAAUCAAGUUUUUACUCGGUAUAUCACCUUCAGGACUUAUAUCUUUCGUCAGUAAAGCCUAUGGUGGUCGAGCUUCAGAUAAACAAAUAUUUUCCCGAUCUAAAAUCUUGGAAAAAAUGAUUCCAUCCAUUGAUAGUGUAAUGGUAGAUAAGGGUUUUCUCAUUGAUGCUGAGUGUGCUCGUUACGGGAUAGGAUUAAUACGACCGCCGUAUUUGAGAAAAAAUAGACGUUUUACGAGAGCAGAAGCUGAAUCGACUGCACGCAUUGCUGCUGCACGUGUUCAUGUAGAACGCACAAUCCAGAGAGUAAAAAUCUUCAAAAUCAUGGAAGGGAUUCUGCCCCAACAUUUGGUUAAAUACUCCGAUGAUAUCAUGACCGUCAUAUGUGGAAUCACAAACUUGAGCCGUCCAAUUCUGAGUGCUGAUAAAUUCUCAGUCGUGAUUGAACAGCCAAAAUGUUAAAAAUACUCUUAUUUGUAUUGUAACUGUAAAUAAAUUCGCCCAUAUUCA
This is a messenger RNA of Diachasma alloeum, 1865 nucleotides long. RefSeq lists its product as uncharacterized. The record is from RefSeq and is a predicted model, not a curated record. NCBI's taxonomy places the organism in Eukaryota, Metazoa, Arthropoda, Insecta, Hymenoptera, Braconidae. The transcript is spliced from 3 exons. The coding region runs from base 198 to 1817 and encodes 539 amino acids.